This is a messenger RNA of Racocetra persica, 604 nucleotides long. NCBI's taxonomy places the organism in Eukaryota, Fungi, Glomeromycota, Glomeromycetes, Diversisporales, Gigasporaceae. The record is from the annotation of a GenBank genome assembly.
UCUUAUUUAUCUUACGCUUUUUCCCCGUAUUUUUCACGACUAUUUUCAAGUCUCGUUGGCUCAAAAAAUUUGGAAAAAAGGAUUGAUUGCUUAUCGGACUUAUAACAUUCGAGAUUUUGCUGUGAAAGGUAAAGUGGAUGAUUAUCCUUAUGGGGGUGGUCGGGGCAUGCUACUAAAAAUUGAGCCAUUAGUGCGGGCUUUGGCAACUAUUCAAGAAAUUCAUGCACCAAGUUACGUUAUUUUACUUACCCCCCAAGGAGAAAGGUUUCGGCAAGAAGACGUGGCUCGCUUGCUUAAUUUGGGACCUAAUUUAGUUUUUGUUUGUGGUCGUUACGAGGGAUUUGACGAGAGAAUAGUUAAUUAUGUAGACGAGCAAAUUUCUCUUGGUGAUUUUAUUACCAUGGGGGGAGAGAUACCGGCCUUGGCUAUUACUGAGGCUUUAAUUCGAGCCGUUCCAGGGGCUAUUAAGAAAGAGUCUUAUCAGCAAGAAACUUUUACUAACUCCCAACUAGAUUUCGCUAAUUAUGCUCCGCCGCGGAUUUUUGAGGGUUUGGCCGUGCCCGAAGUUUUAUUAUCGGGCCACCACCAAAAAAUCGCGGCAUGA